UCAUAGACCGCGCUAUCCCUUCUGUUCUCUCCAAAGCAAAUUAGGAGAACUAAACUGAACUGAAAUUCCCUCACCAGUCACCUCGCGGGUGCCUGCAACUCUAAACGAAGACCAAAUCAUGGAACUCUCCCUGUUCCCCUUCAAUCAACACAGCCCGACUCUCCUUGACAGGCGUUUGUCAUCCAUUCUCAUCACAAAUAGAAGACACUCUAACAGGAAUUCAUGUGCGAGGCCAUGCCGCUGCUCUCUGUCUUCCUCAGGCGAUGUCACAAAGACACCAACUCUUACCGUACAACGUGAGGGAAGGAGAGCAUUGAUUGGUUGUCUCCUUACAGCAGUUGCUGGCAUGUAUGUAUGUGAUGUUGCUGAGGCUGUUAGCAGCAGUAGAAGAGCUCUUAGAGGGGCAAAAAUUCCGGAGAGUGAUUAUACUACCCUUCCCAAUGGUCUCAAGUACUAUGAUUUGAAGGUCGGGGGUGGAACUAAGGCCGUGAAGGGAUCCCGGGUUGCAGUUCACUAUGUUGCCAAAUGGAAGGGCAUAACAUUUAUGACCAGUAGACAAGGCCUUGGUGUUGGUGGUGGAACGCCCUAUGGAUUUGACGUAGGCCAAUCAGAACGGGGAAAUGUCCUUAAAGGAUUAGAUUUAGGCGUCGAAGGAAUGCGUGUUGGAGGCCAGCGAUUGCUAAUAGUUCCUCCUGAGCUAGCUUAUGGAAAAAAAGGAGUGCAGGAAAUCCCUCCAAAUGCAACUAUUGAGUUGGAUGUUGAACUACUAUCUAUCAAGCAGAGCCCAUUUGGGUCUCCUGUAAAAAUUGUUGAAGGCUAAUUCGUUCAUAUGGUUCAUAGAUGUGGAUGAACCACGGGGUAAAACCGAUGAGUUGUUACUAUUUGCAUUCUGCCAUGGACCAGAUUGUUGUACUAUUCAUCUGAAGGAAAUAAAGGACAAAUUUGAUAAAAAAAAAAAAAGUUGAUAUCAUUGUAGUUCGUUGCCUUCAGAAAUAAAUUUACUCAAGAUGUAA
This is a messenger RNA of Tripterygium wilfordii, 1013 nucleotides long. Its product is annotated as peptidyl-prolyl cis-trans isomerase FKBP16-4, chloroplastic-like. Lineage: Eukaryota; Viridiplantae; Streptophyta; Magnoliopsida; Celastrales; Celastraceae. Gene Ontology annotation, molecular function: peptidyl-prolyl cis-trans isomerase activity. The record is from RefSeq and is a predicted model, not a curated record. The transcript is spliced from 10 exons. The coding region runs from base 119 to 820 and encodes 233 amino acids.